Molecule: messenger RNA, 8295 nt
Organism: Ogataea philodendri
Lineage: Eukaryota; Fungi; Ascomycota; Pichiomycetes; Pichiales; Pichiaceae
Exons: 1
Coding region: 1-8295 (2764 amino acids)
Biological process (GO): regulation of GTPase activity
Source: RefSeq, a predicted model, not a curated record
AUGGCCGUUCUUAAAGUCGAGGCUCUUCCGGUGCGAAAGCCCGUGGACUCGAUAAUCGCCGCACUGUAUUCGAGAAUUGAGUCGUUAUUACCAAUAAGGUCCGGUCUGACGGCUUCGCAAGUUGAGGCCGACUCCAAUUUCAGAGAGGCAAAAUCUCAGCUGCUCAGGGUGGUGGAUACCAUCUGGAUAGAUGAUAUUGCUAUAUGCACAAUUAACGUUUUGGAAAACAUCAACAAAUUAGACAAUAACAUACCAAUUGAAGAAAGAAGUACCUUGUCAAUUGUUUCUCUAAGGAUCUUGCUGGAACUGUUUGUGAGUUUACUCAACUCAGUCUGGAACAACGUUCGGUCGGAAGAUGAGAAGGUUAACGGUAAGACAAUUUACGACGACGAAGGGUUGACCAUAACGAAAUCGGCUAUGUCUGACCAGAAAUACCACAUUGGAAGACCUAGAGCAAUAGAAAGCAAGAUUGCAGAAAGAUUCCUCAUCAUAGUUAUUAGCUUCAAGUCUCAGCAUUACAUCACACAAGUCACACAACAACUCGCAUUGAAUCAGACAGUUGUCAUCAACCCUGUUUCUUCAGAGCGCACAGAAGUCAGCAAUCUCAACAAGUACUGCGAUCACAUCAUCAGAUACAUUGCUGCAAGUAACGAUCAAGAAUUCUUUAACUCAAUUAAGCAAUCGUUGAGGCGUGUUAGCUCGGAAUCCAAGUUUAUUCCAAACUCUGAUAUUCUUGCGCUCGCCUAUCUUGAUGCGGAUAACAUAGCGUCGUAUCUCACACUUAUUAAAGAUUUGGUUCAAAUGAGCACCAGACACUCUCAACAGGCAUCGAUUUUAUAUCUCUUUUGUGAUAGCAUGUUCAAUUGGGCCGCAUCACGUACUUCUAACUUUUUGACUUGCACCAGAAACCAUCAAAUCAAUUCACAAGCAGAGUCGUUCUUCGAAUCUGUAUACAAAUCUGUGGAUAUGAAAUUACAUCCUGUCGCAUACUACAGGUUUUUGUCAACGCUUUUACUUUUGGUUCCUAGCGCAUUCGCAAGGUUUUUAGAAGACAAACAGUCCAAGCUUCCGAGUCUAUCAUUAAAAAGAUCUGUUGGACGGUCCGGAAGCAAACAGAAGUUUUUAACUGAUUUGAGUCAGGUCUUACAGAAAUGUCCACAAGCUACGGAAAGCUUAACUAAGAUCACCAUAGUUGGCAGUUGCAUUUCUCUUUGGGAGACUGAUCAUCCACUGGCUACUUUCUCCUCUCAGACUUUUGACCAAUUGAAGCUAGAUUUACAUCUGGAUAACAUGGAGUACUAUCCAUCUAACAUCAGUCCAGAAUUAGUGGAUCAAUAUAGGACUGAUGUUCUUGCUUCGGGGUUCAUUUUGAAAGCUAAGAAACUCUGUCUUUUUGCUAUCAACAUUCUACAAAACUACUCAUCUCAACCAAUAUGCAUGGCCAAUGUUACGGGAGGUAUAAGGAAAGUUAUUAAGAACUCGUCUGUCAGUGAACAUUUUUACACACACCUCAAGACUAUUUUCCCAUAUAUGCUUCCAACAUUGCAGAAAUUGUCUUUAGAGACUGUCAACUCCACCUCUACGGAUGACUCUGAAUCUAUAACGAGUUUAAACUCAAGCGAGUCAAUUGUCGACAUCAGGGAUGCACUUCAACAAGAGAUGGUUGGAAAAGGUCAAUUGACGAAGUUAUCGUCGCUAAAUUCCAACGAUAAAUCAGCAUCGACGUUUACUUCAGAGAUUGCCCAAACAACUUCUGCAGCAUCUUCAAGUCUAACCAAGGCAGUUCAAACUAAAGAGAAUGUCUCGCAACGAACGAUAAUUGCAUCGCCUGCCGAGGCAGAGUUGAUUUACCCUUCCGCUAGAAGCACGCAUAAAUCGAAGAAUUUCUCCUCAAAAGUGAUGGGACCGUUGAAGCACACGCUCUCAACUAAUUCAACAUCGUCUGUGGUCGGAUCUUCCUCAUCGAAUGCAUCAUCGAGUAUCAAUUAUUCGCCGACGUCGAAUACCGGUCACACUGGGGCAUUGGAUCUUAAAUCUGUCCAGUCCAUUUCUUCUCCUUCAAGUCCAUCGGUCACCAAAAGGCCUUCUCAUAGCGCCUCAAGUUCUUCUGGUGGGCUCACCCAUGCACCCGAUGAAGGAAUACACGUGAUCAAAAUGAAAGUCAACACGUCCUUAUCAUCCCAUCGAAGCUUGUUCAACAUGCUGGAAACUUUGAAGUACUAUCCAUUCUUAUUUUUCGACGCGGUCAGUUCCGAGGCCAGGAACGAUUUGAAUCUGUUCGAAGAUGAGAUGAAACUGAUUCUUACACCAAUAGUGAGAUUGAUACAGAGCGGUGUCCCUCAAGUGACCGAAGCAGUCAGAAAGUUUCUUGUCAACUUCCCAAAAUGUCUUUCCAACGUGGACCCUAAAAAGGCAAUGUUUGCUCACCUUUCUUCCCUGGUGAUUAUUGACGUGAUUUCAAAAAUCAGCAUCUCAAAACAUACUAGCAGGCAACAUCUCAUUGAGAUGCUUGAUCUUAUGGCGCAAUUCACAAAUUUGAAGGUGGAAUACUUUGGUAGCAGUUUUUUCCGAAUGAGCGAUCCACUGGUACAGAAUUAUCACGAGUCAAAUGGUUGCUUUGGUUUGCUCAAAAAUUUUGAAAAAGCUGUCUAUCUGGGGCUGUUUUCCGAUAAUACUGAUACUCACAGACAAGCUCGUGACCUUCUCAAUGCUUUUUAUCAAAUAGUUACUAGUGACCACGGCCAUGUCGGAUGUUUCCAAGACAACGCGGUAGAACUUGCAAGAUCGAUUUUAUCCGAUAAGCUUCCUUCGGGUUCGAUGGCUAUGAAGAAGAAAUUGAGAGAUCAUUUGACGAAACUAGUUGUUCCUAAUGAGACCCUUCUAGAGAUUUGGAAUAUCAUGUUUGAGCGUCUUCGGCCUUCGACAGGACUUGAGACCGAAUCACCUCACUCAGAGUCAAGCCCCUUCAGUAUAGAGUCCGAUCAGUUUGAAGAUUAUGCUUGUUACCUCGCUUCAAUGGGUGGAAUAAUCAUGUCACCUGAUUUUACAGAUGACCCCAAGCGUCCCGUCUACUACGAGAAUCUGAAAGCACUACUGAGCUCAAAAAUCAUCAAUAUGUUCUCUAAUGAUCCAAAACAACGUGAAGAGUCCCGUGAAGUGCUAUGUGUCUCAAUGCAUCCAAGUCUUUGCGGUCUUUACUUGGAAUUACUCGCCAAGAAUUUCUGGAGAUUCGAGAGCGCAUUUGAGCUCAAAGACUAUCACAUUUGUGAACUAUUCAUCAGUGUUUUGCGUGCAAUCAGCCAGGUGGAUAACAGCUCAUUAUUUUUUCAUGUCGGAGAAUUUUGGGAGAUCAAUAUGAAGGUUCUUACGAUGAUGGAUGCUAACAUUGAUGAUAAGCCUUCGUUUUUGAAACUUAAAUUGAAGUUGUGCAAGCUUCAGUCUUUGUUUUUGCCCAGAUUUGAUGAAUUGUGCAUACAGGGAAUCAUUUUGAAGAAGAAUCAGUACGCUAGAGUGGUUGCGAACUAUCUUGAAACGUCAUUCAAUUAUAGUGCAGCAAUAGGACGCGAGCAAAAGAGCAGCAAGGUGCUUGAACUUGAAAGUAUGUCUUCCGUUCCCAAAGUGUCUGAGUUUGCACAAAGGGAGCUUUUUGACAUUCAUUACGAUUUGAAGGUGGAAUCAUCCUUGAUAUUGAAGACGAUACUGUUGAAUCUGCCAAUUGACGCUUCGAAUACUGGUAUGCAUGGUCGAGUUCAAGGGAACUUGGUCAAUGAGGUUGCAUUCAGCAAUUACUUCAAUCUUUUCGUCAGAAUUCUCGAGGAGCUCAACGUAUCAUACAGAGAAGAUGGAUCAUCGUUGGCAACACGUCAUAGGUCGUCAAAUAUUGUCAAGAAUAUCAUCGAAGCCCUAAUCAAUCUGUUAAAGUCAAACUCGGAGAUCGGACUGAAAUUCUCUUUACCUCUCGGAUAUCAUGAAAACAUUUUGAUAAGAUCUUCUUUUAUUAAUGUGUUCUCCAGUAUUGUCAAAGACUUGAGUCUGCAAAUACAUUUUGACAAGGAGAAGCAAAAGCGUGAGUUCAUGACGGAGGGACUGAAUUUGGUUGCAAAUGGGAAACUGCUAUUGUACGCUUGUGUUCGUGUUUGUCCAACAUCAGAAGUGGACGGUUUUGCCAAAGCGUUACUAACUCUCACCAAUGACCAAGAACUGGAACUCUCCAUGUUGACAUCCCUUUUGAAGGCAGAUAUUUUGAGUACUUCUGAUUUUGUCGAAAUCUUGAGAUCCAACACAGUUGCAACAAGAAUGGUUGCACUUUACUCUCAAAGGAUUGCCAAGGAGUACCUUGUGCGCAUCUUCCAACCUAUCUUUGUUCAACUGUAUGAUUCAGGUGAGUUUUUUGAGGUAGAAAAGAUCUCUUCAGAUGAUGAAAAUUGCGACGAGAAUCUCCGCCUGUUUAUGAAGUACUUUGAGUUAGUGGUGAACGCUAUCACAGAAUCUGUUUCUGAAAUUCCAAAGGGGUUAAGAUUGAUUUCCCAUACCAUAUAUGAAGCCACAAAGAUUUCUUUUCCGGAAUCAAAACUGUCAGCUUUGGGUGCAUUCUUGUUUUUGAGACUUUAUAACCCAGCAAUAGUCUCACCGGAAAGACUUAACAUUAUGCAAGCAGCAUCAGUCCCACUCAAACGGUCCCUUAUGCAAAUAGCAAGGAUUCUACAACUCUUAGCUAACGAAACUUCCGUUUCGCUGAAAAUCCCUUUAUUGCAAAGUAAGAUCGAACAGCUCAGAGAAUACAAGGCAAAAAUCAAUCACUUUAUGAUUGAGGUCACGAAGAUAGACGACAAUUGCGAUUUUUCUGAAGACCCGGAAAGUUUAUCUGAUAAUAGGACACUUGAGACAGAGUACAGCUUUUUCCAUAACUUCCUGUAUGAUCAUUGGCCUAGUGCCCGAGCACUAUAUUCGAAACCAUCUACGAUUUUCAACGUUUCUAUGGAAGAGAGAUACACUAAGAUCAAAGAAGUUGACAGAUUCCUUGCGCGGGCCGGGAUACCUAAAAGGAUUUCAGUUUACGAGAUUCCUGAUGCGAUAAAAAACGACAACUCUGAAAGAGGCGCUCAGCUUUAUGACUUUAUGUCCCAGACAUCUCUUGUUGAGCGUCAGUUCAAGUCACGCGUCAAAGAGUCGAUCACGAGAGAUGGUCAUCCAUUAAUCAUAUUGGAAAUGUUUCAAAUGGAAGAGGAAGAAGUGCAGAUCACACCGGGGAUAUUGUGCUAUCAAAUCUUUAUGACACUAAGCAAGUAUUGGAACGGUCCAUAUUGUAUCCUUACAGAUUGCACUGCAUACAACAGCGGAACACUACUAGCGCCAACAUUAGAUAUAAUGUUCACACUGAUGGGAGACUCCUUGAUAAAGAACAUGAAAAGAAUGUAUUUCUACAAUGUUUCACAAAGAUAUCUUCUUUCCAUAAAGAAAGCAAGAUACUACUUCGAAGAUUCUAAUGUCUUGGGACGUUGUGAGAUCUUUUUCGUGAGUUCCAACGACGAUGAGAAAGUUUUAGCAAGACAGGGACUUAGCUACUACACCAAUGCUGUGAGCAGAGACUCUAGAGUUGCAUUUCAUGAUGUGAGCAUUUAUCAGGAGGAUGUGAAACGUUUCAUUCCCGUCAAACUAAAGAUUGGAAAUAAAUUUCUCCAGAUAUUCUCUGGUCAGCCUCAGAUGAUCAAACUUGGAAAGGAAAUGAAGACUUUAUUCCCGGUCGAUAUAUACCAGAUUUCCAAGCUUGCUACAGUUGCUCCAUCCAAUUUGACUGGGGUACCCAACGAGAUCUCAACUACCGAUUUGACCUCCGACUUCAAGCUCAUUUUGACGUCUCCGAAAAAGGUUGAGAUAAUGCGGACACUUUACUUCUCGAGAUCUAAAUUUUCAGGUGAAACACUGGAACCCGAAGAGGAUGGAUCUCUUGAAAAGUCAAUAGGCAAACUGAUUAAUAUCAACAUGGUUGGUUUGCUAUCCCAAUUCGACGAUGUUAGGAACGCAUCUUUCCAAUUGCUAACAGCGAUGGCUAAUUCUUUUAACCUUUCGGCUGGAAAUAGGGUGAUAAAAGGUGGCGGAAUGGAAUUUCCAUAUGGUGAUGUCCAGUACGUCUUUUCGUUGUCUGCCCAAUUAGCUGCUAAUCAUCCCGAGCUCACUUACGAUUUCUUAUCAGGGUUCUUCGAUACAUUAGAUCUUUGUCCAGAACCGGAAUGGAGUGCAUAUGUGAUCUACACAUCGCCUUGGAUGAAAAACAUAUACAAGUAUAUCCAUCUUGCCGAUUCGAAUCGUGGCCCGAAACGAACAACAGAGAUCGUCAGAAAGUUCGUGAGAUCAAGCAGAAAAUCCAAGUCUACCACACUUGCAUUUGCACUUCAUAUAUGGAGCGAACUUUGUUUGGAAGAUAGACUGGUUGAAACAGUCAUUGACGAGAUUAUAUCAGCUGCCAUUGAUCACGAGGCUGAGGGCCAUCAAUGGGAAGAGAUAACGAAGUACUGGCCUUUGACUCCAACCGCGGAAGUGUGUGGGUUUUUGAUCCAUCGAUUACGGCAACGCUCAUACAUUAUAUGCACUGAUGAGUCUGAAUUAGAAGCACAGACAAGAUGGACAGAAACAACCGUUCUUGUCAGGUUCUUAGCAUUCUUGGUCUUUGAUUCACCGGUGUUGGUCCAAAAGUUCAUUAGUGAUAUAUUUUACAUUGUCACGAUAUACAUGGACUAUGGACCGCUCGAAUUCCGUGGAUGCAUCUUGAAGUUGAUGACAAGAACUUUCCAUUCCUUCCUUUCAAGAGAAGAUCUAACCUCGAAACAAAUAGAUUCAAUCAGGGAGAAAAUCCAACUUUCAGAAGGAGCACGUUUCAGAAUGCUCUUCGGACUGACCCGCGAGGAUGGCGUGAAACCCGAACUGGAAGCGUCCACAGGACUGGAUAUGGUGAAUAAGUCCCAUUCCAUUGCUACUGUGACAGAGUCUCUGGUUUCAUUUUUGAAAGACUACAGCAGCCCCACCGAUUGCGAGUUGAGUUUGAUAAGGUGGAAUUCUUAUGUUCUUAAUAUUGCUUUCACUAAAGAGGCGCACUUGCAACCGCGUGCAAUUUUGGUUCUUGGAAGCUUGACGCGUCAUGGAGUCAGCCACAAUAUUGUUACCAAUUUCCUUCGAAGUUUAAACGACUUUUUCAUUGAUCACGAAGAUACCAUUAUGGGAAUCAAAAACGAGAAAAUUCCUUUAGCAAUAUCUUUGCUACACUCGUUUACAAAGCUCAUUGAAGGUAUUCCUUCAUCGUCUCCAUUUGUUGCUCAAUUCUUUUGGAUCGGAUUCGCCUUUUCAUUGACAGAGAAUGUUGUCUUCUACCAGUAUGCUAUCAUGUUCAUCAAGGCAACUUUAGAGAAGGUUGCACAUCAUUUGGAAGGGUCACACAUUGGUAUCAGAGAUUACUUGAUCGAGCAGCGAAGCAUUUUUGGAUCAUCACUAACGGAAUUGGAAGCACUGCAUGGACUAAAGUUCUCCAAAGAGCAUUUUGAUGUACUAAUGAUUAGUAUAUGCUCUAAAGGACUCCAAAUACCAUUUGCAACCGAUCCUACUUAUGGGUGUCUCAAGAGUUUAUUCUCCAUAAGGUAUCAUGAAAGUUUGAAGUUUGCUUCUGGCGACAAGGGCCCCUUUGACAUGAACUCUCUAUCCUACGUUUUUUACUUGUUCGUUUUUUCUCAAAAUGAUACUGAGUUGGUUGAAACUCUGGAACAAUGUGGCAUGACUCAGUGUGAGAUGAUUCCAAUUUCAGAACACUACCAGGUGCCGAAAGCGUUCUUUGAUUAUUACCAGACCGAGCUUCUUGACAUCUAUGUGAGCUUCUUCAUUAUUUGCAAGUUUUUCAAUACUCAGAAAGGCGAUGAGACCAUAAUUUUCAAAUGCCUGCGAUUAUAUGAUGCAAUUUGGGAAAGAAUGCCUCACUUGGCGUGGUGCACAUUUAAUCUCAUCAUUCAGUCGAUGAGGAAAGUCGCAGAAACCUCUAGCUCCACUCGCCUCCUACAUACGACACUGGAUAUAACGUCCAAGAUGAUUGUGGCUCCUGAGUAUAAUGAGCGAGAUCUUUAUGAACAAAAACUGUUACGAAAAGUGGAUGAAUCAGGACUGGCUGGCAUCAAAAGUUGGGAUUCCUCAGAAACAAAUUCGGGCACAUCAUAUCCAACCAAAGCUUCAGAAAUGGAGCUCAAACGCAAAAGACUGACUUUUAUAACAUUCAUGCUUGAUAAAGUGAUUGCUUCCCAUGCCCAAGAAGAUUGA